AUGGUAAAUAAAUGCACUUGCUGGGGAAGUCUUGCCUGCUUUCCCGUGUUAUCCCUACAAAAAGUCUUAAAGCUUCUCCAUAUGCGGGCAAAGGUGCGACUUUUAUUAAUCUCCCAGGGCUCCGACACAUGGCCUCUCAUCUGCAGCCGUGCCGAGUCAACGCUUGCUAACAUUGUAUUAUGGGUUGUCGUUGCAAAUCUAUCUUGUUUCAUUCUCGCAGUUUGCUUGUAUUUUUGUAAGCGGCCUAUAAAAAACGGCUUAGGUUUGAGUAAAGAAAGGGCUCACGCCGUGGGCUCUAGAGAACCUGUGCUGAGGACCAGCUAUCGAGAGAUAGGCCUCUGCGGCACAUUCUAUCCUGAAUAUAUACCCCAAGCCCGCAUCCCUAAUCCUACCAAGCUCUUUCCUGCUAAGGCCUUCGCUCUCAACGCAGCAGCCAGCACAUGGGACAAUGAGAAGCAAGUGGGUCCUCUUCAAGAGGAAUCACCAGGAAGGAAACAGGCUUCCUAUGCUCCUUGCAGUGGAGUGGACCGCUUAGUAUACACAGUUCCAACGCAAGCACUGCCUAAAUUAUUUAGUGUAUUAGCAUGCGACUCAUUGCCUAUGGUUUUGUAUUGCAGACUAGGGAUUCUGGAGAGGCUGAUUGGCGAUGGGGAAGACGAGGGGCGCACAGUCGUAACCGCAGGCUGCACACAGGCCCGAGAGGCAUUUCCGCACGCUACUGGCACUGCAGCUGUUGCAGCUGCCAACGUGGACUGGCCCUUGACCCACUGGAUUGCUUUGGAACUUGCUGAACGCAAAGCGCUUUCCCAGUCGGGUACGAUGCGAAAACGUUUCUCUCCGCUUAUCCUGGGCAUUUCGGGGCCUCAGGGAUGCGGCAAGACGACUCUAUGCGCGGCUCUUAUUGCGGGGCUGAAGGUAUUGAACAUCAAAGCUGAGGCCGCCUCAAUGGACGACUUCUACUUGCCAACCAUGCUGCUUCCUCCUAUUACCUUUAACGAUUUCUCGAGUCCUCGCCCAAGGAUCCUCCCCCGUAGGGGACCCCCAGGCACUCACGAUUUGCCCCUUUGUCUCAGUGUCUUGCAGCGCAUUAAGCGUGGAGAAACAGCGGUAAACCUGCCGAGAUAUGAUAAGAGCAAAAGGGGAGGAGCAGGGGAUCGAGAUACUAAAGGAAUCAUCCUUGAUGCCAGCGGUAUCGAAGUCUUCAUUUUGGAAGGAUGGAUGCUUGGUUAG
Molecule: messenger RNA, 1230 nt
Organism: Cyclospora cayetanensis
Lineage: Eukaryota; Apicomplexa; Conoidasida; Eucoccidiorida; Eimeriidae
Exons: 6
Coding region: 1-1230 (409 amino acids)
Cellular component (GO): cytoplasm
Source: RefSeq, a predicted model, not a curated record